UUAGGAUGAACAAGAAAAUCUUUUUUUAAAGGCUUGAAGAUAUAGAUUUGAAGAAUUAGCCAAAAGAAAAAUCUCUCUCCAUUGAAUUGAUAGAGAGAAAGAAGAACAGGGUGUCUCUCUCUCUUUCUUAACAUAGAUUAGACCACCCUAAAGACUCGAUUUUUUUCUCUCUUUAGAUUUCAUUUUUUUCCCAGUAAUCAAAUUAAAAUUUGCCUCUUUCAGUCCAAAACCCUGAGAUUUUUGGGAGAAUCUCUGUGACACUCAUUUCUUUCUAGGGAAAGAAUCCAAAAUGGGUUCGGAGAUUAUACUCUGUGAUGGCUUCGAGGUGGUUCCUCCGCCGAUAAACGAUUUGAUACUCUUCGGAAGAGGCCAAUCUGUAUCAAGUUGCGAUGUAUCAACGAUCACUACCGAAGAAGACGGCACUGUUUUUUCCGGUGAUAGUUCGCCGGGAGGUGCAGCUGAAGAGGAUUGGCCUGAAGAUAAAUCUUUAUCGUUUUACUUUGUUAAGCAACCAGCUUACGAUGAUCCCGAGAUCCAAGCCAAGAUCGAUGAAGCUGGUCAUGAGAUUAAGCACUGUAAUCAACUCCGUAUUGGUGUCUCCAGUGCUCAGAAAUCCGAAAAGGCUGAGAUUUCGUCUUUGUUUUCACAUAUGGUGAGUUUGACUCCUAAAUCAGAAGGAUAUAGAGUGGUUUUUGAAGAGAAGAAGAGGGAAUUUGAUACUCUACAAGAAGCUCUACGGAAUCUCCGGUGCUCUACUAGUGAUCAACUUUGUUUUCCAAAGGAGGAACUCGAUCAUCUUAUGUAUAUAGCUCAUUAUCAGAUUGAACAUGGUAGCAUUGGUUUGGAGGAAGAAGAUUGGGUGCUUAAAGAGACCGAGAAGCCUGAUGGGAUAGUUCUAAGUGAGGAUUCUCUUGUGGAGAAAGAAGCUUCCAUAAACCGUGUCAAGUCUAAGGCCGUGGAAUUGUAUCAAGUAAAGAAGGAGCACGAUGCGAUUACAUGGAAGAUAAACCUCUUGGCUGAAAAAAUGGGGAAGAGUCGGAACAAGAUCAAGAUUUUGGAUGUAGAACUGGCACACAUACUUGAGAAGAGGGACAGAUCCUAUGAAAGGAUUAGGAUGUUGAGGAUACAACGAGACAAAGGGAAUGCCGCCUUUUUCGAGAGCCUUCCUGUUAUGAGGAAAGCUAAAGAAUUGGCUGCUUCUGGAAAUGUUCGAGAUCUUGAAGUGUUUGCCAACUCUGAGGUUGAAAGAUUCAUGACUCAUUGGAAUGAUGACAAGGCUUUUAGGGAUGAUUACGUAAAAAGAAUCUCGCUUUCACUCUGUGAAAGACAGCUGAACCAAGAUGGCCGGAUUAAAGAUCCUGAAGUUCAGGUUGUUGGGGAAAAGCAAGUACCGGUUAAGACUAUGAAGGGAGGCGAGAAGGUUCACAAGACGAAUAGAGAAGAUUCCAGCUCCAACUCGUCUCAAGAUGGAAGUGUAAUUAUAGAUAAACCAACACAAGAGACGAGGAAAAAGGCGAUGGAUUUCAACAGGUCAAGUGCUGAGGAGAGUGAUGUUAUAGAUUUGGAAUUCUCGGUGUAUGAGAAACCAAAGAAGGAAGAAGAAGAGGUCGAUGAAGAAACUUUGAAGGAAAGUAAAAGAGAAGAGCAGUUAGAGAAAGCUCGGUUAGCGAUGGAGAGGAAGAAGAAGCUGCAAGAGAAAGCUGCUGCUAAAGCUGCUAUAAGAGCUCAAAAGGAAGCUGAAAAGAAACUCAAGGAGUGUGAGAAAAAGGCGAAGAAGAAAGCUGCAAAUUCUUCUUCUCCUUCAGAAUCAGACCAAUCACAAGAAGUUAUCAAUGAGCUGGAAAAGGGUAGGACUUUAGCUGUUUCAGUGAAAGAGAAACACCAAAAGGAGAGAUCAUUGUUUCCAAAGCAGAGAAGUUUCAGGUACAAACACCGCGGAAGAGGAACCGAAGCUCUCCCUAAGGCAAUCCUAAACCGUAGAAGGGCUCAAAAAUAUUGGGUUUGGGGACUUUCAUCUGCUGCACUUGCUGUCGCACUCUUCCUUGUGGUUUUACUUCUACGGUAAACUGGGAAAGGAAAGAGACAUUAAAAAGGUUUUGACUCUGCCUAAUUGGAGAUGGAGCAAGUGAAGGAAGAGCUGCUUCUGGACUUUCAAAGUUAGCUUUUAGUUUCAUAACCUUAGAUGUUAGUUAAUAUGUAUCUGUCUCUUUGGAGAGUUGUCUUAAAAAAAAAAAAAAAAAAAAGAGAAACAUCCUAAUUGUUAGUAGGAGCUUCUGAAAGUCCAUAGAGACUUCAUGUUGUCUUUAUGUGAACAUUGUGGAUUAAAUCCACUUUAUAGUUAGUCAAGUAUCUUGACUAACUAUAUACUUAGAAAUUGCAAAUAACAUAAAGCUUCUUC
Messenger RNA from Arabidopsis lyrata subsp. lyrata, 2398 nucleotides. RefSeq names its product proton pump-interactor 2. NCBI's taxonomy places the organism in Eukaryota, Viridiplantae, Streptophyta, Magnoliopsida, Brassicales, Brassicaceae. The record is from RefSeq and is a predicted model, not a curated record. The coding region runs from base 290 to 2065 and encodes 591 amino acids. The transcript is spliced from 8 exons.